AUCGACGUCACCCAUCGCAACUAUAUAAGAUGCUCCCCUUUCCCUCUCUUGUGCACGCACUUUCUACCUCGUUUUCCUUUCCAAUGUCAGCCUUCCCUUGUUCCCCCCUCUUCAUCGGCGAUCGCCGAACCCUGACGCCUGUAUCCCUCCUCCUCUUGACAAACGGUGGGCCGGCUCACCGCCACCUGCAUCCCUUAUCCCCUGCAAGGGCGACGACAUAUUCAAUUUCCUUGCUGGAGGCGAAGCUUAAGCUUGGAUGAUGAGGUGUUAGCGGGCUGCGCAAGCUGGAUGGUAUCGGCUGGUAUGCCUUGCAACAUCGACCCCUGCUGGUUAUCCUCACCACAGAACUCACAUGUAAUUUAGUCAUGUUCCUAUAUCUGCAGUGAAAUGGAUUGUUGUAGCCAAUCUAGGCAUCAUUUGGGGUUUCUUAAUAGAUUAUGAUCAUCCUGGCGCUGCCUUCUUCUUGCUCAGGUUGCAUUAGGGAGUUACAUAUGCCGUUCGCAGUGUGAGAGGCUGCUAAGAUGGGCUCGCCGUGCUUUUCGAAUGUGGUUGGGGAGACGGUUCUUGGUCGGCUUAGCUCAUGCCAUGCGCUGGUUUGGGUCAGAAAAUGGCACCCGCUCCUUUGGCACAGUGAAGCUCAAGCCAUCUUGCUCUGCAUUGAGCCAGUGAGUGCCGCACUUCUGAACCUGCUAUAUAGAUGGCCUUCUUCCUCCCGCAAAAUUGUGAACCUCACCAGCGAGAUUGAACCAAACAGCCCGUGAGACCAUUUCAGAGCAGGUGAAUAUCAUUUGGCCCCCAUGGAGUUCAUCAACUAUACCCCCUCUCAGCCAGAACGUAAAACCUUUCAAGCCCAUCCCGAUCACUUUCGCCCUCCAUGCUCUACACCCACAACACUCCCUCUCAAACCCCCCAGGCCUCUCCAUCCCCUCUCCCUCUUCCCCUUCUGCCUACCUGGCCGUCCUAAUGUCGCCAACCCCCCUCCAUACUCUACAUCUGUAUCUCUCCAGACUCAGCCCAUGCACCCUGUAUCACUGAAACCACAUCCCCUACCCAGCCGUCCCCCUUCCAGUGUCCCACCGUGCGCCCCACUUCAAGGCGGCCGCAACGGCCAAGAUCUGGCACAGGCUAUUGUGCUGAACGAUUUCGAUAAGGCCUUUAUAGAGAAUGGAAUUGCCGAAGGCCUCGACAGCAAGAGCUUUGUGGACUUGACCACUGACAUCACUUCUUGUGGCGACAUCAUCACUCUAGAUUCGCGGCCGCACCCGUACGAUGCAAGACAUGAUCCCAUAGAUUUUCACAAGAGGAAUGAGGAUCGAUGCCAGGAGAAGACGAAUGAAGCCUCACCUAGUCUGGAGUUGUUCCUGGGCUCCAUUACGACCCAAUCCGCUUCGUUGGCGGAACCACUCACCAGAAACGGUAAAUCGAAUCCUCUGUCGGCAUCAGAGGAGCAACCUCACUUGUUGGAGUUGAAUAGGGAGCAAGAUGAAACACUCAAUCAAGAAUCCCCACAUGGCAGCCAAGAAACAGACAUCAGUACUAAGAGUAGCACUACAGCACAGUGGGGCUCCGCAUCCUCAGAUGAGAAUGCAGAUUCUACUUCUGCCAUGUUGGUGGCUCACUCUGUGAAACUGGAUCAACAUAAGGGCAAGACUGACGCUGACGCCUACGCCUGCAACACUGGGCAAUGCCAAUCUCCCUUCACGGGACGGUACCGCCGAUCCGAUGUCGGGUCAAUGGAGUCUAUGGAGUCUAUGGUCGCGGUUGUGAUUCCAUCCAUCUCCCAUUGCCAUCGAGAAGACCCGGAAAAAAUCAAGGGGAACGAAAGUGCACAGCAUGACCCCGGGACCCACCAACGGAACACCCGGUCAAAAUCAAAGCGUAAAAUUUUGAUUGAGGACCGUCAUCUUCCCGGUAGCCCCACACAGCCUACAGAUGACAACUGGGGGAAGUGGGACAUAACCGGCACGACUGAUCCCUCUGAUGAUUCGGACGGAGAUUACACCGCGAGUAGCGACGGCGGUGAUUCAGUGAAGCAGCAAUCAAAGCGGCGCAAGAUUUCCUCACGGUCAGCCGCUACCACAUCAUGUCGACCACAAUCUCGAUCUCGGGGUGCGCGAGCCGUUGGGCAUCAUCAAGAGGUCAAGCGGGCGCCUCGCAGCGGGCGAUCAGUGGCUGCCACGGAGCACUCUAUAAGCUCCACACGCGUGGAUCACGAAUGGUGCACACGCUGCGGUCCGGUGGCACCCGCCGGUGGCACCCGCCGGCGGCUCCGAGCAUACUUUUAGCCCGCGGCUGUUAUCCCCAGAGGACAUUUCCGCGCUGGUGUCUGCCUUUGCUCAAAGGCUCCUCGACCUCCGUAGGAAUCCUUCAACGGACGCCGAGCGUGCCAUGGAUGGUGAGGUAGCUGAGGUCGACACCGAAAGUGUGGACAAGGAUCCAGGGACCGCGGAGCUGGACAAGAAGAGAUCUCGGUGGACCCAGGGUGAAGAUGAGCGACUAAAGGAUCUGAAGACGCGCGGCUGGCGUUGGUGGGAGAUCAAGCAGCAGUUUCCACACCGAAAAUUAAACGCCCUGCAGCAGCGAUGGUCCUCAAAACUCCGGGAAAGGGGAGCAUCGCCGAUGACUGACACAUGGAAGUGGAAGAGAAAGUGCAAGCCAAUCAUCGUGACUACACCAUAGUUCCAACGGGGCCUCGAUCCCGCCUAUGGCGUUAAUGUUGGACGCAAAAGGGUGCUAAACAUGCUUCAUGCUGGCUGCGGGAAGUCAGCGAAGUUUUGGCACUCACAGUAUCUCUGCUCAGUGGGGUCUGAUCCGGGGCGCCGACAGCUAGAUUGUCACUUAGCAACCAUCCAUAGCAUAUUAUAGAAUUAAAUUAAUACAUGAUGAGCCUCAGCUGCUUCAACAGUGAAAGAGGAGCUGACUCGUUUUUCUUCAUCUCUAAUGGUAAUUUAUUAAGCGAGAAGAAACCAGGGUCGAAUAACAAACUUUCACCUGAGCAUAUGAUUAGACAGUAGCAAUACAAUAAAGCUGACUAGACUCCCAUUC
Molecule: messenger RNA, 3045 nt
Organism: Blastomyces dermatitidis ER-3
Lineage: Eukaryota; Fungi; Ascomycota; Eurotiomycetes; Onygenales; Ajellomycetaceae
Exons: 3
Coding region: 798-2285 (495 amino acids)
Source: RefSeq, a predicted model, not a curated record